Molecule: messenger RNA, 1114 nt
Organism: Artibeus jamaicensis (Jamaican fruit-eating bat)
Lineage: Eukaryota; Metazoa; Chordata; Mammalia; Chiroptera; Phyllostomidae
Product: complement factor H-related protein 2-like
Source: RefSeq, a predicted model, not a curated record
AAUUCAGGGUCACACUAACCAUCGCUCACAACCCGCAGAGCACGGCUGGGACAUUUGUGUUACUGCACCAUCGGGGAUGCCCAGCAUGCUGCUGUCCCUGAUCAGUGUCAUUGUCACCUUGGGGGUCUCCCAGGCUCAUGGACAAGGAAGAACUUGUGAUUUUCCAGAAAUAAAACACGGAAACAUAUAUGAGGAACACAGAUAUAAACAGACCUUCCCCGUUGCUACGGGAAAAUAUUUCUACUACUCCUGCGAUCGCAGCUUUGCAUCUCCUUCGCGGUCGCUCUGGACUCGAAUAACCUGCACAGAGGAAGGAUGGUCGCCAACACCCAAGUGUCUCAGACAGUGCUUCUUCCCUUGGGUGGAAAAUGGUCGAUCUGCAUCUUCAGGACAAACACAUCAGGAAGGCGACUCGGUGCAAGUGGUCUGUGAUGAGGGCUACAGCCUCCCCCUUAAUCAGAGUGGCAUCACGUGUGCAGAAAGUGGCUGGUCUGCGCCGCCCCCGACGUGCAGUCGUACCGGUUCUAGAAGAAAAUGCGGGCCCCCUCCAACCAUCGACAAUGGGGACAUCACCACAUUCCCAUCAGCUGUCUACGCUCCAGGAGACUCGGUGGAGUACAAAUGCCAGGCCUACUAUAGACUUCAGGGAAACAGGAUAGUAACAUGUAGUGACGGAAAGUGGUCAGAGCCACCCAAAUGUUUAGAGGUGUGUGUAGUCUCAGAAGAAAUGAUGCGAAAGCAUAACAUACGGUUAAAAUGGAGACGGGACACAAGACUUUAUUUGGAAUCAGAUGAUAUUCUUGAGUUCGAGUGUCGAUAUAGGUAUCGUGCAAGGUCACCACCCUCUGCAUUCCAGGUAACGUGUCAGGAAGGAAAACUGACGUAUCCCACUUGCGGAUAAAAUGAUGGUUAUGUUGCAGUCUGGACAUUGAAAUACACAUACUCAUUUAGAAUAUUUUACAUUCAUCCAAUUGUCUACUUUUUCAAGUGUAUGUUACCUCACUUUUCUUCAUAAUCAGAAUUUAUGUUGAUGUCAUUGUAAUCUGGAAGACUAGUGAAUCACUCUGAAAAGGAUCUCAUUAAAUGUGGCAAACCACGAUGCCGUGUGUUUUGU